CGGAUAUAUAAACGGUCCAUUAGCCCAGGCUUGUUACAAUCAGAAGUCGUCGAAACGAAGACGAACCUCAAGUCAAGAUGAACCACGCUUUGAUCUUUGCCUUUUGUUGCCUGUGGGCGUACACGUUUGCCGCCCCCGCGGAGUACACCAGCCCGGUGCCCAUACUCGCGUACACGGCCGACGGUCCGAACCCCGAUGGAUCUUACGUAUACAGUUACGAGACCGGCGACGGGAUCAAAGCUGAGCAGCACGGGCAAGUGAAGCAAUUGAACGCGACGAAUUCCGUGGUGGUUGUUGAGGGUUCGUACAGCUACUCGGACGCGGACGGAGCGCCCGUCGGGCUCAGCUACAUCGCCGACGAGAACGGAUUUCAACCCAAGGGUGAUCACCUCCCCACUCCGCACCCGAUUCCCGAGGGGAUCUUGAAAGCUUUGGAGUACAUCGCUGCUCAUCCCGAGCAGGACAAUCAACGCCGAUAAGUGUGUCGUCUCCGAGGAAACUCGAUAAGGAAGUGAAACUGGAACUGAUCGUGACAACGUGUACACAAUUUUCUUAUCAAAAUUAUAACGUUAACAGUGAAUAUUUCUAAUCGAAUCGCCAUUCAAAUGGCGAAGACAUUCUUGUAUUAUACUGAUGAUGCAUCGACGGUUUUUAUAAGCAAAUCGAUCGUAUAUUAUUGAUCGACAAAAUUGUUUUGCCACGUUUGUACAAAUAUUUCUUUGGUUAAGAUAAAACAUGGAUUAAUUCUUAGAAAAUGUGUUUGUAUCUCAGCCAGUUCCUGCCUUC
Molecule: messenger RNA, 786 nt
Organism: Ceratina calcarata
Lineage: Eukaryota; Metazoa; Arthropoda; Insecta; Hymenoptera; Apidae
Gene: CPR21
Product: cuticular protein 21
Exons: 2
Coding region: 78-479 (133 amino acids)
Cellular component (GO): chitin-based extracellular matrix
Molecular function (GO): structural constituent of chitin-based larval cuticle
Source: RefSeq, a predicted model, not a curated record